Molecule: messenger RNA, 1117 nt
Organism: Aspergillus welwitschiae
Lineage: Eukaryota; Fungi; Ascomycota; Eurotiomycetes; Eurotiales; Aspergillaceae
Product: ceramidase
Exons: 7
Coding region: 52-903 (283 amino acids)
Biological process (GO): ceramide catabolic process; ceramide biosynthetic process
Cellular component (GO): endoplasmic reticulum membrane
Source: RefSeq, a predicted model, not a curated record
CUCCGAUAUUUGUUGCUUCCUAAUUACUAUACUUGCCAAAAGUUCCUUACUAUGGCCUCGGAAAGUCCCUUUUGGGGCCCAUCUACUUCGCAUGCCAAUUUCUGCGAGGAGGACUACGUGGUCACCAGAUACAUUGCCGAGUUUAUCAACACCCUGACCAAUCUCGUGUACAUAUUCUACGCAAUAUACGGAAUUCGCCAUCUGCAUCGACAAUCGAAUAAGGAUGUCUUCCGCGCCCUUCCCUACUGGGGCUUGAUGGGUGUGGGUAUCGCCUCUGCAGCUUUCCACAUGAACCUCAAGUACCAUACCCAGAUGAUGGACGAUGUAUCCAUGCUCCUCGCCACAACCCCGGUGCUCCACCGCGUCAUGACCGUGAACACCAGUCGCAGAACCUCGACUAUUUUGGCAAUUCUGCUGAGCGCAGCUCUUCUGGGACUCGUUGUAGUCCACGUACUGACAGACGAGCUCAUCUUACAUUCCGUCACUUUCGUAGUCAGCGUGACGAUCAUUGGAGUCCGUACGAUGCAGCUAAUCACUACCCGUACGCCAAAGAAUUCUCUCGCUCGGCGGCAGAUCUGGGGUAUGGUGAGAUUUGGAGCUGCUAUCUUUGAGCUGGGAUUCCUCGUCUGGCUAGUUGAUGGGUGGGUAUGUGGAUGGUUGAGAAGCUCGCGGGCAGCUAUUGGUCUACCGUGGGCGUUUCUACUGGAACUACAUGGAUGGUGGCACAUCUGCACCGGAGUUGGAGCCUACAUAUUCAUCGCGGUCAUUGAUCACUUGGUGUCUGGGGAAGAUGUUGAGGCCAUUGAGUACUCAUUUGCUUGGCCUGCACCAUGGGCUUCUCGUUCUUUCUUUGCGGGAAAAGGUUCAGCAGUGGGUGUCAGGUCGGAGUUAAAGACAGAGUGAGGCGAGGGCUCUAUAUGGAGGGUUUGAGGCGGGAGACGAAGGGACCGAGCAUCAGAUAUGCUCCUAAGCCAAGCUUUAAGCUCAAACUCUUCAACCACUCAAGCUAUGACGGUUUCCAUGUAUAAGAACAUUCUGUACAGUCAUAGCAAUGAUUGAUGAAUCCGAAAUAGGAGAUAAGCUCGCACCGGAAUGAUAUCCAGCCAAUGAAGAAGCC